CACAUAUAUACAUAUAUAUACAUAUAUAUUUCUGGAAGGGGAUACAAUAAUAUUCCCAGAAAUUUCGAGUUUUACGUGUCGCUUUUAUUUGUAUGUUUUUUUUUUCUUCUUUCUGAUUUUGAUUGAUGAAGAAGAAGUUUUGUGUGAUUUAUUUACUUUAGAAAAAAACUCGAAUGCUCUGUUUUGUUAUAGAAAAAUAAAAAAACAGAGAGAAGAAAGAUGAGAAGCGGUGCUAGUGGUGGAAACAACGUGUUGGAUACUAUUAACGCUGCUGCUUCAGCUAUCGCUUCCUCUGAUGAUCGUCUUCUUCAAUCUUCUCCGAUUCAUAAGAAGAGAAAAUGGUGGAGUCGAUGGAGUCUGUUGAAAUGUUUCAGAUCUUCGAGACAAAGAAACCGAAUAGGAAACUCGGUUCUUGUUCCUGAACCGGUAUCAAUCUCAUCAAAUUCAACAUCUAAUUCCGGUUAUCGUUCGGUUAUCACAACACUUCCUUUUAUAGCACCACCUUCAUCUCCAGCUUCGUUUUUCCAAUCAGAACCACCUUCAGCUACACAGUCACCCGUUGGGAUCCUCUCUUUUAGUCCUUUGCCAUGUAACAACCGUCCUUCGAUCUUCGCCAUUGGACCUUACGCUCACGAACCUCAAUUGGUUUCUCCUCCGGUUUUCUCAACUUACACUACUGAACCAUCUUCAGCUCCCAUCACACCUCCUCUUCUUGAUGACUCAUCUAUCUACUUAACCACUACAACACCUUCUUCACCCGAAGUGCCUUUCGCUCAGCUGUUUAACUCCAACCAUCAAGACUGUCAUAAUAAGUUCCCAAUGUCGUCUAGUUAUGAGUUUCAGUUUUACCAACUUCCUCCUGGUAGUCCACUUGUUGGUCAGCUUAUUUCCCCUAGCUCUGUUGUGUCCGGUUCUGGUCCAACUUCUCCUUUCCCCGAUGGAGAAACCGCGCUGUUCCCUCACUUUCAAGUCUCUGAUCCUCCGAUACCGUUGAGUCCUGGUACAUUGCAUUGUCCAAAGAAGACUGUUACAAAAGAGCAGAAGACUGUGAGACCGCAUAAACCGGUUUCGUUCGAUCUUGACGCGGAUCAUGUCAUUAGAUGCGUGGAUCAGAAGCUAAGAACAACGUUCCCUGAAGCAUCAUCUACAUCAUCAUCGGAUCCAGAAGCAAUGAAUCAUUCCUCUCUCGGGUCGAAUAAGGAGUUCAAUUUUGGCACGGAUGAGAAACACUUGACCGUUGAUGAACAUAGAUCUUCGCCGAAGAACAGCAACGAUUGGUCUUUCUUCCCUGUGAUGCAAUCAGGUACACUUAGCUAACCUUCAUCAGAGGAUUUAGUUAUUAUAUAGAAUCUAAAAGUUUAGAAAUCCAAUUCGGACACACAAAGAUCUUGGUCAAGAGAUUCAAGAACGAAUAAUUAACUAGUGAACUUAUUUAGUUUCCUUUGAUUUUACAUUAGUAUGAUGUUUUAGAUGGUUCUGUUCUGGACCUUCUGGUCUCUCUUUUGGUUUUGUAAUAAAUAUUUGGCGUUGUUAGUUACGUUGUUGUAUAUGGCUUUGUCUCUAUGUAGUUUUUUGUUUUUGUGCAUACACAUUUGAUCGCAUUUGUAAAUAACAUUUAAUCUUUUUCUUCAGAGAAAUUCCAAUAAUUCUAUAGUUAUGACAGUUU
Molecule: messenger RNA, 1666 nt
Organism: Camelina sativa (false flax)
Lineage: Eukaryota; Viridiplantae; Streptophyta; Magnoliopsida; Brassicales; Brassicaceae
Source: RefSeq, a predicted model, not a curated record